This is a messenger RNA of Nannospalax galili (Upper Galilee mountains blind mole rat), 3436 nucleotides long. It is a transcript of the gene Rab44, whose product is annotated as RAB44, member RAS oncogene family. Gene Ontology annotation, molecular function: GTP binding; GTPase activity. NCBI's taxonomy places the organism in Eukaryota, Metazoa, Chordata, Mammalia, Rodentia, Spalacidae. The coding region runs from base 75 to 2948 and encodes 957 amino acids. The transcript has 14 exons. The record is from RefSeq and is a predicted model, not a curated record.
GUGGACAGUCACCUCUUCAACGGGUCCAGGAACACAGGGCUGUAACCGGGAGCCUCUGAGAGGUCCAGGGCACCAUGGAGAGUGCAAAGGGAAUAUCCCGAAAAGGCCGGAAGCUGGCCUCCAGCCGCAGGAGACAGACAAGAGAGCCGGCCGAUGGCCAGGAUGCCUCAGCGGCCCCAGUUCCCGAGUCCUGGUCCCCUCAGGCUGAUGCAGAACUUCAGGACUUCUUCCAGAACUGUGGUGCUAAGGAGAGGGGCUUUGUCACUCGAGAGGACCUGGUGGAGGCCAAGUUCAGCUUCCUGGACGGCGAGGAGGAUCCCCAGAUGGUAUUUGACUGGAUGGACAUGGAGCACAGGGGCCGCCUGUCUCUGGAAGAGUUCAGAUCUGGACUCAAAAACAUCUUUGGCUCUGGCCCGAGUGCCCUCAGGCUCCGUAGAAAGCGGCCACCGCCCUCCCAACGGGUGUCUGUGACUUCCAGCUUCCCUGCCCUGGAGGAGGCUGACGCACAGGAGAAAGAGGCUUUCCUGGGCCUCCUGGGGCAGCUGGGGACAGGCCACUCUCUUUCUGAGCAGGUGGAGAUCUGGCAGUUGUGGGAGGAGCUGCGGCAGGAGGAGCCUGGGCUGGCAGGCAACCUGGAGGGCUUCCUAGCCAAGAUGAGCGGUCGUCUGCAGGAGGUGCGGGCUGACAGGGAUGCGCUGGAGCAGACACUGAGGACGCGAGAUUCUGACCACCAGCGUGAGGUGCAACAGCUCUAUGAAGAGACAGAGGAACAAAUUCGUAGGGAGCAGCAGCAGCUUCAGGCCCAGAGUGACUCCCGGGGCUUGGCCUUCAGCACCCACAUGCAAGAGGUCCUGGACGCCAAAGAACGAGAGGUUCAGCGGCUGACCGAGGGCCAGAGAGAGCUGGAGGUGCAGCUGCUGUAUCUCAGCAGUACUCAGCAGGAGGCCAACUCUGAGAACCAACAGCUCCGGGAGGCUGAGCGGGACCUGACUGGGCAGCUGGAGGAGGUUCGAGGACAGCUGCAGGUGACCAGGGGACACUUGAACACUGCCAGGGGCCGAGUGUCCUGGCAGACAGAGGAGGAACCCAGUGUCCCCAGGGCAAAUGAGAAAGCUCCCCCUGAGGAAGCCCCGCUACCUGGGCUGUUUGGGGACAGUGAUGACUGGGACCAACUCCUAAGCAGCUUUGGCAACCAUCCCCACAGAACCCCGCAGCUAUCCUGGAGCCCACCUCCCACCCCGAAUGUCACCUCCAGCCCCCAGACACCCCGUGUGGUCAGGCAGAUUUCUAUCUCGAAGCAACCUGCUUUGAUGUUUGGUCAGGAACCAGCCUCAGAUCCAGAUUGGGCUCCAAGCAGCCCCACUGGGGUGCUUUCCAGCCCCAAGGAUGGGAAAGGGGUGGAGAACACAGACAGACAGCACAUCAGCCCUAAGCAGCCUGUGGAGCCCCCUGGCCUGGAAGUCAAACCUGAGGCCCACUUGCUCUGGAGCCUGUCAGGAGCUCCAGCUGGAGAGUUGGAUAGCCUGGGGGCAGCUAAGGCUGAGCCUCCUCUCCAAGGCCUCUCUCCCCCUCCUCAGGCCUCAACUGGGUCCAGAAAACAGUUCCAGGCCUCAGACCCAGGUAGCAAAAGCCUUGGACCUGGGCCUGCCCCAGCCAAGCUGCCCACGGAGGGAGAGGCCUUGCCUGAGGACCUGUAUGCUGCAGGCUCUGACCCAGGUUUGGGAUCUGAGAAGGUCAUGGCCCUCUCCGAGAGGGCCACUGAGUCCUCCCAAGGCCUGGAGCUUGUGGGCCAGGUGUCUACAGAGGGCCCAGCUCAGGGUGAGGCAGGUAUGGCUGGACUGGAGACCCAUCCUGGGGAGCUACACAAAGCUCAUGGCCAGAUCUUCAGGAUGGAUGGCCCGCCUGCCCACACCCUCCAGAGCCCCAAAGUGCAGCCCAAGGCUGAGGAAGGAAACUUAGGAGACAGAGGCCAGCAGGACCUGGGGACAGAACAGGCUGCUGAGGCUCAUGGCCUGGAAAUGGGAAAUCUAGAGUCACCCCAGCAAGAUGCUCAGCUGUUUCCUCCCUGGUCUGUUAUAGCACCAACUUCUGCUGAGGCAGAAGUUCCUGCCCCUGGCAAGAUGUCUCCAUCUAGGAGCUCUCCCCCCAUGGGGGCUGGGUCUGAGGCUGUAGUGGGGACCCUCCUCACCCUGCCUGAGCUGGAAGCCCAGCCUAGGCCUAUGCCUAUGUCUGCUCAGGUGGAGAGUGAGCCAGGUGCCCCUCAGUCCAGGGAGCCAGGGGCUGAGAGCAGGUCCGAGAAGCCAGGAACCGAUUCAGAGGAGACUGGGUUGACCUCCUCCCUGGGGGACCUCACUCAGCCUCAGGCCGACCCAGACUACCUCUUUCACGUCAUCUUCCUGGGAGAUUCCAACGUGGGCAAAACCACAUUCCUACACCUGCUGCACCACGAUGCCUUUGCCACUGGGCUGACAGCCACUGUGGGAGUGGAUUUUCGGGUCAAAAACCUGCUGGUGGACAACAAGUGUUUUGCACUGCAACUCUGGGACACGGCCGGCCAGGAGAGGUACCACAGCCUGACAAGACAGCUGCUUCGAAAGGCAGAGGGGGUGGUGCUCAUGUAUGAUGUCACCUCCCUCGAAAGCUUCACUCAUGUGCGUUACUGGCUAGACUGUCUACAGGAUGCAGGUAUGGAUGGGGCUGUCAUACUCCUGCUGGGAAACAAGAUGGACUGUGAAGAAGAGCGACAGGUACCCACCGAAGCUGGCCGGCACCUAGCCCAGGAGCUGGGGGUUUCCUUCAGUGAAUGCAGCGCGGCCCUGGGUCACAACAUCCUGGAGCCCAUAGUGAACCUGACCCGGUCACUCAAGAUACAGGAAGACUGCCUGAAGGAGUCACUGGUGGAGGUGGCCCCCCAGCGGCCUCCCAGGAGAGCCCGCUGCUGCUCCUGAUGCUGUCUAGGCCCACAGAGGAGGUCUUCCCAGGGCUCCCGUUCUGGUUUCCCUGACACAGCCACCAAUGAGCCCUGCUGGGGAAGAGCCUGGGAAGACACCACCCUAUCACCUUCAAAGCAGGACUCUGCAGAGCAUGUGCUGGGGUGGGAGGGCAGCAAAUCUCUUUAAAGGCAAGAAAAGUCUAGAAACCUACCUAAGGAAAAUAGCUCCAAAUAUCACAUUCAGCCCUGGAUGGCAAAAUGACAGGGUGCUGAGGUAUCAUCUAUUGGUGUGACAAGAGCAGGUCCCAGUUUUCACUGAGAGAAGUCAGGGUGGAAGCAGAAACUGGGGGAAACUGCCUGCUUGCUGGCUGGCUCACUAGCUCAGAUUUAGCUAAUUUUCUCAUACAGCCCAGGGCCACCUGCCUAGGGAUGGUACUACCCACAGUGGGCUGGGCCCUCCCACUUCAAUUAGCAAUCAAGAUAAUGCCCCCAGGGACAGGCCUC